UCUCCUCCCCUCUCCUUCACUCAGGCACUUCCAGCUGGUGGUGUAACACUGCCUCCCAGUCUCAGCUGCCUCUCUCUCUCUCUCCUUCCUACUCGAUCUCUCUCUGCCCUACCUACUUCCCUUCCUCUCAUUCCAUUGCCUGUCCUGUGUGAGGGAUGCUGCGUUGGGAGAAGGGAAUGUGAUGGGUAGUGGUUCAGGUAGGGCCAGGAGCCACGUGAAGACAUCAGCAGGCGAGAGGAGAGAGAGAGCUGAUUCUGUUUCUCUCGAGACUGAUCUGGCCGUCUGUCUGCUGCCAGACUCCAUCUUCCUCCUGGAUACUACAACACUGGAUCACACCACUCAGGGAGGAGCAGCUUGGUCUGUUUUAUUUUCCCUGCUAUCUAGCUAGCUAGCGUUACUACCUCUGCUGCUGUCCUGAGAGAGAGCAUCAUCAUCACACCAUCACCACCCAGCCCUCCUCCCUGAUACGACAGGAGCUGCUUCCAGACCUGGUAGGAUACUAUACUACAGACAGGAGCUGCUUCCAGACCUGGUAGGAUACUAUACUACAGAGAGGAGCUGCUUCCAGACCUGGUAGGAUACUAUACUAUAGAGAGGAGCUGCUUCCAGACCUGGUAGGAUACUAUACUACAGACACGAGCUGCUUCCAGACCUGGUAGGUCCCUCCUGCUCUAUAAGGAUAUCAGCCAGCCCCUCAGCACCAUGGCUCAGGCUGCAUCUCAGAUCAAGAAGAGAGCGAUUGUGGACACCUCCGUUGAGGACGAGAAGCUUAAGAAGAGGAAGAUCAGACAAGCCCAACGGCAGCUGAAGAAAAAGAUUGACAGUAAUGCCAGCUACUUGAGAGCAGCCCGGGCAGGGAACCUAGAGAAGGCUUUGGAUUACCUGAAGACUGGGGUCGAAAUCAACAUCUGUAACCAGAAUGGCCUCAACGCCCUCCAUCUGGCCUCUAAAGAGGGCCAUGCCGAGGUGGUCACAAAACUCAUCAAGCUGGGAGCCAAUGUGGACGCUGCAACUAAGAAAGGGAACACAGCUCUCCACAUAGCGUCUCUGGCUGGUCAGGUGGAUGUAGUGAAGGAGCUGGUGACCAGCGGAGCUAACAUCAACGCACAAUCUCAGAAUGGCUUCACUCCUCUGUACAUGGCUGCUCAGGAGAAUCAUCAGAAGGUGGUCAGAUACCUGCUGGACCACGGCUCCACACAGGGCAUCGCUACAGAGGAUGGCUUCACCCCCCUGGCGGUGGCGUUGCAGCAGGGACAUGAACAGGUGGUCUCUCUGCUCCUGGAGAAUGACACUAAAGGGAAGGUCCGGCUCCCGGCGCUCCACAUCGCCGCGCGCAAGGACGAUACCAAGGCUGUUGCACUGCUGCUCCAGAUCGACCACAACGCAGAUGUCGAGUCCAAGAUGAUGGUGAAUAGGACCACAGAGAGUGGCUUUACUCCGCUGCACAUUGCUGCUCACUACGGCAACAUCAACGUGGCAACGCUCCUCCUCAACCGCGGCGCGUCCGUGGACUUCAAGGCCAGGAAUGACAUCACGCCGCUGCAUGUGGCUUCUAAGAGAGGGAACGGCAACAUGGUAAAAGUUCUGCUGGAGAGGGGAGGCAAGAUAGACGCCAGGACUAAGGACGGUCUGACCCCUCUCCACUGUGGCGCCAGGAGCGGACAUGAACAGGUGCUGGAGAUGCUGCUAGACAGAGGAGCUCCCAUUCUGUCCAAAACUAAGAACGGUCUGUCUCCCCUCCACAUGGCCACCCAGGGGGACCAUCUGAACUGUGUUCAGCUCCUGCUACACCACGAGGUUCCUGUUGAUGACGUCACCAACGACUACCUGACGGCCCUGCAUGUCGCCGCCCACUGCGGACACUACAAGGUCGCCAAGGUCAUUGUGGACAAGAAGGCCAAUCCCAAUGCUAAAGCACUGAAUGGUUUCACUCCGCUCCACAUCGCCUGCAAGAAGAACAGAAUCAAAGUGAUGGAACUGCUGCUGAAACACGGAGCGUCCAUACAGGCAGUGACCGAGUCGGGUCUCACUCCGAUCCAUGUGGCGGCUUUCAUGGGACACGAUAACAUCGUCACUCAGCUGACGAAUCACGGAGCUUCGCCAAACACAACUAAUGUGAGGGGAGAAACGGCGCUCCACAUGGCAGCGAGGGCCGGCCAGGCUAACGUGGUCAAAUACCUGGUUCAGAGCGGAGCCAGAGUGGAGGUCAAGGCCAAGGACAACCAGACCCCGCUCCACAUCUCCAGUCGUCUGGGGAAGCCUGACAUCGUGCUGUAUCUGCUGCAGAAUGGCGCGUGUCCUGACGCCACUACCACCUCUGGCUACACCCCCCUACACCUGGCUGCCAAAGAGGGACACAGGGACGUCACCUCAGUCCUCCUUGACCAGGGGGCUUCUUCCGACAUCACUACCAAGAAGGGCUUCACUCCCCUCCAUGUUGCAGCUAAGUAUGGGAAGAUAGAAGUGGCCAACCUUCUGCUGCAGAGACACACUGCGCCUGAUGCAGCUGGGAAGAGCGGUCUAACUCCUCUACAUGUAGCUGCUCACUAUGAUAACCAGAAAGUGGCUCUGCUGCUGCUGGACCAGGGAGCUUCACCGCACGCUGCUGCCAAGAAUGGCUAUACUCCUCUCCACAUCGCGGCUAAGAAGAACCAGAUGGAGAUCGCCACGACGCUGCUGGAGUACGGAGCCGACACCAACGCUAUGACACGGCAGGGCAUCACACCGCUGCACCUGGCCUCUCAGGAGGGCAACGUAGACAUCGUUACCCUGCUACUGGCCAGGGACGCCACCAUCAGCUUGGGCAACAAGAGUGGUCUGACUCCUCUCCACCUGGCAGCUCAGGACGACAAGGUCAACGUAGCUGAGGUGCUGGUUAACCAGGGGGCCACGGUUGACCCAGAGACUAAGAUGGGAUACACUCCGCUGCACGUGGCGUGUCACUAUGGAAACGUGAAGAUGGUCAACUUCCUGCUAAAGAACCAGGCCAAGAUCAACGCCAAAACCAAGAACGGAUACACCCCCCUCCAUCAGGCGGCCCAGCAAGGCCACACCCACAUCAUCAACCUACUGCUGCAGCACGGAGCCUCUCCCAACCAAGUCACUGUGAAUGGUAACACAGCCCUGUCCAUAGCCAGGAGGCUGGGGUACAUCUCUGUAGUGGAUACUCUGAAGGUCGUCACUGAGGAAACACAGACCACUCUGGUGAGACCAGGAGAUACUGUUCUUAUUACGACGGUGACCGAGAAACAUAAGAUGAACGUUCCAGAAACCAUGAACGAGGUUCUGGACAUGUCAGAUGAUGAGGUUGUCAAAGCCAAUGUACCUGAAAUGCUCAAUGAAGACUAUUUAUCUGAAGAAGGUGAGGAUGCGAUGACAGGCGACACGGAUAAAUACCUGGGACCCCAGGACCUGAAAGAGCUGGGAGACGACUCUCUGCCUCAGGAGGGAUACAUGGGCUUUAGCAUCGGAGCACGCAGCGCCAGCCCCAAGGUCUGCAGUCUGCGGUCCUUCAGUUCGGAUAGGUCCAACACCCUGAACAGGACCUCUUACACCAGAGACAGCAUGAUGAUCGAAGAGAUACUGGCUCCUACCAAGGAUAUGAACCUGGUGCUGGCCAGCAGAGACUCUGACUCUCUGAGACACUACAGCUGGACUGCUGACACCUUGGACAACAUCAACAUGGUCUCCAGCCCCAUCCACUCUGGCUCUUCCUCUCCUCUACCUCAGUAUGACUCCAGGUUCCUGGUCAGUUUCAUGGUGGACGCACGCGGCGGCUCCAUGCGGGGGAGUCGUCAUAACGGAAUGCGCAUCAUCAUCCCACCCAGGAAGUGCACGGCUCCGACACGCAUCACCUGCCGCCUGGCGAAGAGGCACAGGCUGGCCACGCCCCCACCGAUGGUGGAUGGAGAGGGGUUGGCCAGCAGGCUGGUGGAGGUGGGGCCUGCUGGAGCUCAGUUCCUGGGUAAACUGCACCUUCCUAGAAAGCUCCCAUGUCUAGACGAUGGAGAGAUGUUGGUUAGCCGAGUCCUGCAGCUGGGGCCACCAGGAACUAAGUUUAUUGGCCCUGUGAUCGUGGAGAUCCCCCAUUUUGGUUCUAUGAGGGGGAAGGAGAGGGAGCUGAUCAUGCUGAGGAGUGAGAACGGAGAGACCUGGAAGGAACAUCAGUACGACUGCAAGACAGAUGACCUCAAUGAGCUGCUCAACGGCAUGGAUGAAGAGCUGGACAGUGCCGAGGUCCUGGAGAAGAAGCGUAUCUGUCGUAUCAUCACCAAGGAUUUCCCACAGUACUUUGCGGUGGUGUCUCGUAUCAGACAGGAGAGCAGCCAGAUGGGCCCUGAGGGAGGAGUCCUCUCCAGCCUGACACUCCCAUUGGUCCAGGCCUCCUUCCCCGAGGGGGCGCUCACCAAGAAGAUACGCGUGGGACUGCAGGCCCAGCCGGCUCCUGAUGACAUGGUGAAGAAGAUCCUUGGUAACCGGGCGACAUUCAGCCCCAUAGUGACGGUGGAACCUCGACGCAGGAAGUUCCACAAACCCAUUACCAUGACGAUCCCGGUCCCGCCCUUGUCUGGGGAGGGAGUUAGCAACGGCUACAAGGGAGACUCCACCCCCUGCCUGAGGUUGCUAUGCAGCAUCACUGGCGGAACCUCUCCUGCCCAAUGGGAGGACAUCACUGGGACCACACCCCUAACCUUCGUCAACGACUGUGUCUCCUUCACCACCAAUGUCUCUGCCAGGUUCUGGCUUGCUGACUGCCACCAGAUCCCAGAGACUGUAGGCCUGGCCACCCAGCUGUACAGAGAGCUCAUCUGUGUUCCUUACAUGGCCAAGUUCGUGGUGUUCGCCAAGAUGAACGACCCUAUGGAGUCCCGCCUGCGCUGCUUCUGUAUGACAGACGACAAGGUGGACAAAACCCUGGAACAGCAGGAGAACUUUGAGGAGGUGGCCAGGAGCAAAGACAUCGAGGUUCUGGAGGGGAGGCCCAUCUAUGUGGACUGCUAUGGUAACUUAGCUCCUCUGACCAAGGCUGGACAGCUACUGGUGCUCAACUUCUACGCAUUCAAAGAGAACCGGCUUCCUUUCUGUGUGAAGGUCCGAGACAACAGCCAGGAGCCGUGUGGCCGUCUGACAUUCCUGAAGGAGACCACUAAGACCUCUAAGGGUCUCCCCCAGACGGCCGUGUGUAACCUGAACAUUACCCUCCCUGCGCUGAAGAAGGAAAUGGAGGCAGACCCAGAUGAAGAGACUGAAAAGCCAGAACGACGUCACCCCUUUACGUCUCUAGCCUUACGUAAGCGUUACAGCUAUCUCGCCGAGCCCGCCACGAAGACAGUUGAGCGAAGCACAGGAAGAACACUGCCUGCUGGUUACACUCACAAACCUGUCUUUUCAACAAGAUCUUACCAGGCAUGGUCGGCUGCGCCUCUUCCCAACACUGUCCAAGCAAGGUGUGGACUGGGCUCCCUCUCCGGCUCACCGUCCGACACACCAUCUGCAUCGCCACUAAAGUCUGCCUGGUUGCUCUCCUCCGCAUCGCCAAUCAAAUCCACCCUCGGAGCCUCACCGUCACAUUCAGUCAAGUCCUCUGGCGACAUCGCUUCUUUACCUGUCAGAUCCUAUAGAACUAUGGCCUCCCCUAUUAAGACUGUUGUACAGCAGGCCCAGUACCCGGUCCAGGUCUCUGCCAGUCUGGUGUCCUCUUCCUCUAAACCUGGAGCAGAUCCUGUCUUCAUUAAAGGACUAUCCACCCCAUUUUCUUCCAGGACCACCCCAGCCUCUAAUUUACCCUUCAAAUCAGUCCUGUCGUCUUCAACCUCCUCCCCUGUCAGAACCAUCGCUGGCCUGUCCUCCUCAUCCUCCUCCCCUGUCAGAACCAUCGCUGGCCUGUCCUCCUCAACCUCCUCCCCUGUCAGAACCAUCGCUGGCCUGUCCUCUUCAUCCUCCUCCCCUGUCAGAACCAACGCUGGCCUGUCCUCUUCAUCCUCGUCCCCUGUCAGAACCAUCGCUGGUCUGUCCAUUACUUCAGCUACGUCUAAGGGGAAGCCCCUCCCCUCUCUGUCCUCACCAGCCCACUCCUCAGAAGCCUCUAAGGGGAAGCCCCUCCCCUCUCUGUCCUCACCAGCCCACUCCUCAGAAGCCUCUGCUAUGGUGAAUGGAUUAGUUUCUCCCAUGAAGUACGCCUCUUCUUCUCAGUCCUCCUCCCCGUCUCCCUCCUCCCCCUGCUCCUGUUUGCUCUCUGAUAGGUCUAGCAGUCUGCAGGAGAGGAUACAGACCACCACUCACGCCGCCACUUCCAGUGUCAGUGCAGCUAUAAAUGAGGCUGAAAGGACAUUUAACUCUUCAGGGUACGGAACACUCAAAUCAGUGUCCUCACGUAGAUCUAACACCUCAACUUCAGUCUACGGCUCUACGAGGUCUCAAACCUCUUCCACCACCUCAGCAACAUCCAAUACAAUGACGGUACCUGUAUACUCUUUUCUCAGUGUUGCGAACGAGUCCCAAAUAAAAAAAGGGCCUGGGUCGCUGAAGAUGUCGCCUGCAGACUCUCGCAGGUCAAAGACGGCAGUGAAGUCCCCUCCUUACAUCACCCCUCCAGGGCUCACUCUAACCCCGCCCUCCUCCCUAUCCUCCAAUCAGGACAUCCUGAAAGACGUGGCCGAUAUGAAGGAGGACCUGAUCAGGAUGACGGCCAUCUUGCAGACUGACCCCAGAACAGCCAGGAACGUUCAGUCUCAGACCCCUAAAGAGCCUAAGAUGGAGGAUGAGGAGCCCUUCACCAUAGUAGAGAAAGUGAAGGAGGAUCUAGUUAAAGUCAGUGAGAUACUGACCAAGGAUGUGGUGAGUGAUAGUCAAGCCUGUAGAGGGAAGCCCUCCGAGGAGGAGUGGGAGGAGUUCUCUAAAGAUGAGUUAGACGAAGCCCAGCAAAGUGCUAAGGAAUUCUUUCACCCUCCGUUUGACGCUAACACACUCUCCUUUAGGCCCCGGUCUAUGCCCAGUAAAGAGUUGAAUUUAGCCACGGUUGUUGACUACCUGGCCAAUGAGAUAGGUGCUAGUUCUCUUUCUAAGAUGGCCGAGAUGAAGAGCAGAUAUGAGGAGGCAAAAAGGGAAGGGGAGGACAAACAGAAACUAAAAAAACUCAAGAUGCCUCCCCCAGGCAUGCGUACCUCUGCCUCCGAGAAAGACUUGUGUAAACUAGCAGAGUCCUAUUAUGGACCUGACGCCAUAUUGGAGUCGCCAGAGGACUUAUCUCAUGAGCUGGAUAAGAGCCCUCUGUCAGACAGCGGCUUUGAAACCAGGAGUGAAAAGACUCCUUCAGCCCCCCAAAGUGCAGAGAGCACCGGGCCCAAACCCCCCUUCACUGACCCCAUCCCCCCCUGCAUCACCGAGACUAGGACCGAGGUGGUCCACAUCAGGAGCUACGAGCACCCAGACGAACCCUGUGAGGUGCAGAUGGAGGAGGCAGCCUCAGCAUCGCCGGCCUGCAUUGAACCAGAGGCCUCCGCCGCCUCCAUCAAAGACAAAGUCAAAUCAUUCCAGAUCAAAGUGUCUGAUGACUCCGACUCUGUCGUUAGCAAGACCAUGAGGCUCAAAGAGGAGACACACAUCACCACCACGACGCGCAUGGUUUACCACAAGCCGCAGCUGAAAGACGGCUCGGAGAGGAUCGAGGAGACCAUGUCAGUCAGAGACAUCAUGAAAGCAUUCCAGUCCGGAAGGGACCCCUCCAAAGAACUAGCUGGACUGUUUGAGCACAAGGCUGGCCAGGACUCUGUCAAAGGGGAUGAACUCACCCCCAGGUUCAUUGAUAAUGACACUAAAGCCAAAAGAAUAAUGGAGGUUCACAUAGAAAAAGAGGGAAACACAUUCCAACCAACUGAGGUGAUUAUCAGGGAGACCAAGAAGAUUCCAGACUCUUAUUUCUAUAAAGGAGACAGAAUCCAAGAACUGCCUGAUUACGACGAGGCGCAGCAGGAAGGGGAGGAGCUUACUGCCAAUGACAGCCGGCCCAGCUCCGCUCAGCUCAUGGCCGAUGACUCCUACAAAGCUCUCAAACUGCUCAGCCAGCACUCUGUAGAGUAUCACGAUGACGAGCUCUCUGAACUCAGGGGAGAGUCUUACAGGUUCGCUGAGAAGAUGCUCCGUUCUGAGAAGCUAGACAUAUCCCACUCUGAUACAGAGGACUCUAUGGCUGACCAAACACACCAAAUGACCUCAGAGUCGCAUCGGGCAGAGAGCGAUUACAGUGAGAAAGAGGCCCUGCCCAGGAGAGAGUUCACUUUCAAGUCAUCAAAGGAUACAUCCUCUAAGUCAGGUAAAUGUUCUCAUAAGGAUGACAAGUUUGACAAAGUGACAGUGUUGCAUUACACCACAGAGCCAGGCAGCCCAAAACAUGCAGUGUGGAUGCGUUUCACUGAGGACAAGCUGGACAGGAACAGAGAGAAGCUCAUCUACGAGGACCGCGUGGAUCAAACUGUCAAGGAAGCUGAGGAGAAACUAAGCGAGGUCUCUCAGUUUUUCCGUGACAAAACUGAGAAACUGAACGACGAGCUGCAAUCCCCGGAGAAAAAGCCUCCAAAGAAAGACCCCAGGGAGACCAGGUCUGGGCCCAGCUCCACCUGUAAUAGCCCGGAGAAAACACAGCAGAAAGCCAGGCCAGAGGGGGAGGAGUGGGGCAAGGGAAGGGGGAACAAACUGUUCAGUAGUACGACUGAGAGGAAGACCUCUAGUCUACCCAACAGUCCAGAGAGAGCUGUUCUCUCCCGCUUCAGUGAGGAUACAUCCAAACAGCAGACAAAGGCGGAGGAACGGUCUGAGCCAACCGGGGUUAAAGCCUCCUUCUCUAGAGUGAGCUCUGUUAGGAUGAAGUUUGAAUCAGAGGCUCAGAACCAAGAUAACAGUAGUCCUCAGCUAGUACAGUCCACACCCCCAGUCAGCAGGCUGCAGGAGAACAAGCUGCCAGUCAAUCAACUGUUCACUGGAGGAAAGACAACUAAAGGGUCUGAGGCCACAGAGGAAGGAAGUCCUUUUAAAAAGAUUCCAGAGAAACUCAAAGGACCUGCCUCCAAUAGCAGUAAGUCAGUUGUCUCAUCAGCUGCCCCAAAACAGUCAGGAGACAAACUGACUAAUAAGAACCUACCAUACACCACAGCCCAAAAACACCUAACAGGUCAGACUGAUAAAGAAUCAGAGAAAACAAGUCCAUUGAGCCAGGAGAGUCAGGCCACUGGGAUCAGCCCAUUGAGCCAGGAGAGUCAGGCCACUGGGAUCAGCCCAUUGAGCCAGGAGAGUCAGGCCACUGGGAUCAGUAAGGGUGUAAAGGGACCACCAUCACAUAGUCCUACACAUGACACACCCAAGGAGAACGGUGGGGAAGUUGAAAAAGAACACGUUUCUAUGAGGGAUUCUCCUUCCAAACAUGUCGCAUCAAGUCCCACAACCAAUAGGGUUGCUCAUUCUGAGCCUGUGUCUAAAGACCAUGGGGAGGCACAAAACAAGAAUCUUAGAAGAAAGACAGAGUCCCAGAUCCCAGUCAGGUCUGUGUCUAGUCACUCAGACAGCGACCAGUCAGAGAAAGCAAAACAAGACACGGUAACUAAGCCAUCUGAAAAGACUUCCCAAAUCCCCAUACUAAAUAAGAACAGAAUGCAGGUCAGCCCAGUAACAAGCCCUACAAAGACAAAAGAACUAACAGACACAUCUCUUGAAAUAUUAGAUAAUGCACCAAAAGAUUCUAACUUGAACAAUGUGCGUGACACUUGCACAAGAGAAAUACAAGAGAGAUUAGCACCAGAGAAAACCACCACCAGAGAAAACUUCAAAGGCAUCAAAACAUUACCUGUCUAUGUGAGUGUCCAGGUGGGUAGGCAGGGAGAGAGAGAGGGCAGAGGAGGAGUACUGUACAAACAGAAACAGCCCUCUUCGCCUCAGGCCAGUCCUGACGAUGACACGCUAGAGCAGGUAUCUUUCAUAGACAGCUCAGGGAAGAGUCCCCUCACCCCGGAGACCCCUAGCUCAGAGGAGAUCAGCUAUGACCUCACCUCCAGAACACCAGACUCCAUCCUGGGCUUCACUCCCUUCCAGCCUAGCCCUAUCCCAGAGGUCUCUGAGGACUCCUCAGAGGAGGAGCAGGGCCAGGUAUUUUCCUUCAAGGACUUCAGACCAGAGACACCUAAUGUCACAGCAGCUGACCUUAAGAAUGGAAACCACCAGGCCGGACAGACACCUAAAGACAAAGGAGUAGCAUACAUCCAGUUCCCCCCUCCGCCUCCCCUGGACUCUGAGCAGUCCAGCCCCACGAAGAAGAAGAAGACGGGAUCAUGUGGUUCCUCUGAGGCGGAGAUGAUGGAGGUCAACCUCCAGGAAGAGCAUGAUAAACACCUCCUCACGGAGCCCAUCAUCAGAGUCCAGCCCCCCUCCCCGGUCCCCCCCGGGGCUGACGACAGUGACUCUAGUGACGAUGAGUCCGUCUUCCAGCCCAUCUCCUUUAAGAAAUACACCUUUAAGAUCUCAGAGGAGCAGGAGCAGGAGAUCAAGAAUGGGUCCAAAUCCCCAAAACAGGAUAAAAACAGAAACAACAAAGAGCCAGGAACUAACAGAACUAAUGGAACAUGUGAAGCUGGUAAAACAGAGGAGUACGACUCUGAACAGAAUGGAAAUGACCAGUCCAUAACAGACUGUUCUAUCGCCACGACGGCAGAGUUCUCUCAUGACACUGACGCUACUGAGAUCGACUCCCUGGAUGGGUAUGACAUGCAGGAUGAGGAUGAUGGUCUGUGUGAGAUGGACACUAAACCCUUCAGCCUGCCGGACAGCAGGAAGGACGUGUGGACCUCAGACAGCGUGCUCCGGUCCUGCGACCGCUCCUUCAGUCAGACCAAACUAGAGGCCAUUGAAGAGGAAAAAACCCCGGAGGAGGAAUGCAAAAAGGCUCAAGCUAAAAGUGAUCCGGUUGACAUCAAAACAGAUGGGGCCAGCUCUCAGGACCAGAAGGACAACGAUGGCUUUUCUGAUACCUACUUUAGUUACAAGCUAGAGGAGGCGUUUGACUCUCCGUUUAAAACUGUUGCUACUAAAGGGCUGGACUUUGACCCCUGGUCCAGUGUAGGAGGAGACAAUGAAGUGGUUGACGCCAAAGACGACGAGCCGAAGCCGUUUGGGCUGGCAGCAGACGACAGGUCACAGGCCACGACCCCAGACACGACCCCUGCCAGAACCCCGACCGAUGAUAGCACCACGCCGACUAGCGAGCCAAACCCAUUCCCCUUCCAUGAAGGGAAGAUGUUUGAGAUGACUCGCAGUGGUGCGAUUGACAUGAGCAAGCGGGAUAUUGUUGAAGAAAGACUGCAGUUUUUUCAGAUUGGCCCUCAGAGCCCCUGUGAGAGGACUGACCUGCGGAUGGCCAUAGUGGCAGAUCACCUGGGUCUGAGCUGGACUGAGCUUGCCAGGGAAAUGGAUUUCUCUGUAGAUGAGAUCAAUCACAUCCGCGUGGAUAACCCCAACUCUCUGACCGCUCAGAGUUUCAUGCUUUUAAAGAAAUGGGUUAGCAGAGAUGGUAAAAAUGCCACAACGGAUUCCCUUACAGAGGUCCUGACUAAGAUCAAUCGGAUGGAUAUUGUGACAUUGCUGGAAGGGCCAAUAUUUGACUAUGGUAACAUUUCAGGCACAAGAUGUUUUGCUGAUGAUAACGCAGUUUUCCUGGAUCAGUGUGAUGGUUCCAGCAGCAUCCAGCUAGAGCUUCAGACCCCCACAGGUUUGAUCUCUCAGCCCCCCACCCCGCUAAGCAGCGACCCUUUCUUUGAUGAGGACGCUGGCCUAGACUCCCCCUCUAGAACGCCCACUAGACCAUGUGACUUGUCACUCACCCAGACCACCAGGACCCCAGGCCCCGCCCCCCAUGCUCAACCCCCCACAAUGGUGGUAGAGGAAGACACCUCUGGACCUCUAGACUCCCGGGGCGCCGGGGAGGGCACCGGGGAAGGAGGGGGCCCUAAAGUGACCUCCACUGAAGAUGACACAGGGGUUAGCAGAGAGUCAGUGGCCUCAUACAAGCCCCAUGACAGGGAGGCAGGGGUGAGAGAGGAGGCUGAGCAGGAUGUUGACAUGGGGAUGCUGAUACAUCAGAUUGAUCUUCCUCAGGGGGUGGUCAGGGAGGAUGAGUGGCUGGCUGGAGCCAGAGGAGACCCAUCAGAGGCCCUGGGCUUUAGGCCUGCCCUGUGGGGAGAGGGUGGUGUGUCUGGUUCUCCAGGGGAAGAGAAAGAGGAGGGGGAGAUGACUGAGGAGAAGUUAAAGUCUCUGUUGGAGGAGAUGGCGCUGGAGGAAGGCUCGGAGGACGAGGAGAUGACGGAGGACAGGAUAAACGCCAUCUUGUCUCGAGUGCAGCAGGCAGACAAAGAUGUGAUGUCAUCACCUGCAGGUUGGCAUAGUGAGACGUCCAGCGUGAAGGUGGAGCCCCCGACACCUGGCUGCAGUCUGAGUGCUGAGGGCAACGACUUCCAGGACACCAGCCCUGUGAAUUCCCUGGACUCCCUGACGACAUCACCUGUCCGACCAGCAGAGAAAUCCAAUGGAGACCACGCUGACUUCCUGUCCCAGCCCAGGUCACUUCCUGAGGCCCAGGGUUCGUCCAACGGGGUGAAGGGUCAUGGCCAGGUCGAGGACGAGGGAAGGGCGUCAGCGUCACAAGGAGGGCAGGAGGAGGGAAGCAGAAGGACUCUGGGAGAGGACAGCACAGCAGGACCAAGCAGCAAGGAGCAGCAGCAGCAGGAGGGAGGAGUUCAGGGGUCACAGCACAAAGUCCAGGAGGGUGGUAGAGAUAAGGAGACCAGCUCUGAUGAGGAACGGACUGUCACCACCAAGGUGUACCGACGGAGGGUCAUUCUGAAGGGAGAACAGGCCAGAAACAUCCCAAUGCAGUCAGUGACAGAAGAGCAGUUCACAGACGAGGAUGGAAACAUUGUCACCCGAAAAGUCAUCAGGAAAGUAGUACGUCGUAUUGCUGCCACGGCAACUACUUUUACUGCUGCUACUACCGCUACUACAGAGGAGGUGAAAGCAGGAGGAGCGGUAGGAGGAGCAGGAGGAGAAGCAGGAGGAGGAGGCAGGAAGGAAAAACAGGGCAGGAAGAGAAACAAGCGCUCCCGGGGAGGCCCUAAGGCAGAGCAGGAGAGCUCUAAGGGUCAGAGGGGAAAGACUGAGUCUGGACAAGGGUCAGGGUCGAAGGUGAAAAAGAAGCAAGUGGAAAAGGAUCAUUGAUAACAGUCGUGUGCUCAACCUGGUUUGUUGAUGUUUCAUGACUUCCUGGAAGGGAGAUGACUGGAACCUUGAAGCAGGAGAACAGCCAAUCAGAACGUGUGUCUGCAGCUUUCACGUUAACGCAUGGUUUUACAGCAAGACCACUUUAUUUGAUUUCGCAUGAGCAUGAAAAACUUACUUUUCUGUCCGCAACCUGGGCUCCAGUCAUGACCUGUUGUUACCACGGUGACAGGAGAACAGGGGUGUGGUCUGCUCCAUCGUGGCGUCAGGACAACAGUAGCCACGCCUCCAAGCAUCUCUCGGACCAAUGAGGCACAACGGGACAUUUGAUUGACAGAUUAGAGGAACACUUGGAGUCACCCUCUACAAGCCUUAUAUGUUCUGUCCUGUAGCCACACCACUGGGGCGGGUGUAUGAUGUGGUUGUGAUUUUUAAUCGGGUGGUUUGGUUGUAUAUAAAUGACACGGUAAAAACUGCUGAAGUUUAGUCACUGAUAGAAUGUUUUCUGCACUGGUAGGACAGCUUGGCAAAGCAUUGGAAUAUUGAUUCCACCUUUAUUAAAACGCUUGGGUGUUACUGCACAUGUCUAAUUAUCAGCGGGAAAAUGUUUGUAAAAUCAAAAUGGUAGCUUGAUUUGAACCUAACUCCACUGCAACUCUCAAACAUCACUUCUGUGAACAUAUUUCCUCAGAGGACUAAUAUUUUGAUGCAUGAGAUUCACCUGGUUUGACUUAGUUUUCCUCAUUUGCGAACGUUGUAUUAUGAAAUAAGGUGUUAGUUCUAUCAGUGUCUGUCUGCUCAGAAACAUGAACAGCCACCUGGGGGACAGCAGGACAGAGAGGGGAACUUCAUUCUGAUGCUUUAUGAGGGCUCACUGUGUAGCAUGGAAUAAUACUAUUAAAGACAAGGAGAUAUGAGAGCUCCCAAUUUAUAAUGUAGACUGACACAUUGGAAAGGGUUAGAGAGCUCCCAAUAUAUAAUGUAGACUGACACAUUGGAAAGGGUUAGAGAGCUCCCAAUAUAUAAUGUAGACUGACACAUUGGAAAUGGUAAGAGAGCUCCCAAUAUAUAAUGUAGACUGACACAUUGGAAAUGGUUAGAGAGCUCCCAAUAUAUAAUGUAGACUGACACAUUGGAAAGGGUUAGAGAGCUCCCAAUUUAUAAUGUAGACUGACACAUUGGAAAGGGUUAGAGAGCUCCCAAUUUAUAAUGUAGACUGACACAUUGGGAAUGGUUAGAGAGCUCCCAAUAUAUAAUGUAGACUGACACAUUGGGAAAGGGUUAGAGAGCUCCCAAUAUAUAACGUAGACUGGCACAUUGGAAAGGGUUAGAGAGCUCCCAAUAUAUAAUGUAGACUGGCACAUUGGGAAGGGUUAGAGAGCUCCCAAUAUAUAAUGUAGACUGGCACAUUGGGAAGGGUUAGAGAGCUCCCAAUAUAUAACGUAGACUGGCACAUUGGAAAGGGUUAGAGAGCUCCCAAUAUAUAAUGUAGACUGGCACAUUGGGAAGGGUUAGAGAGCUCCCAAUAUAUAACGUAGACUGGCACAUUGGAAAGGGUUAACAGUUGUCAUGUGUAUUGGCUCUAAACCAAUCAUUGGUCAUUGUUUUAGCAGUAUAAUGUUAUGUUUUAAGCCUGCUGUGGUUUAAAGGGGCAUUUUUUCUCUGGGUUUUGUUGCCAUAUUUCCUUCCGUUGUAUCAUAUGAGACGACCUAACGCAUCGCCUGGUGAUCUGGUAACACAUGUAUGACAACCAACAUGGAUGAUCCAAUUCAUUAUUUAAGCAGAAAUAAAUUGUGAUUAAACUGAAA
Salvelinus fontinalis (brook trout) is the source of this 15059-nucleotide messenger RNA. It is a transcript of the gene ank3b, whose product is annotated as ankyrin 3b. Bases 703 to 13251 code for a protein of 4182 amino acids. Gene Ontology annotation, cellular component: T-tubule. Gene Ontology annotation, molecular function: protein binding. Gene Ontology annotation, biological process: protein localization to T-tubule; signal transduction; regulation of cardiac muscle contraction. The record is from RefSeq and is a predicted model, not a curated record. The transcript is spliced from 50 exons. Lineage: Eukaryota; Metazoa; Chordata; Actinopteri; Salmoniformes; Salmonidae.